Molecule: messenger RNA, 1543 nt
Organism: Panicum virgatum (switchgrass)
Lineage: Eukaryota; Viridiplantae; Streptophyta; Magnoliopsida; Poales; Poaceae
Exons: 1
Coding region: 54-1286 (410 amino acids)
Molecular function (GO): protein binding
Source: RefSeq, a predicted model, not a curated record
GCCUGAAAUUGAAACCCAUCCGAGAGGCCUCGUCCGUCCUCCGUCAGGUCACCAUGGCCUCCCGUUCGCCGCCGCCGCCGGCGGAACCCCAAGCACCGCCCGCUCCCACCACCAUACGCGCCCUCUCCGAUGACCUCCUCCGCGAUAUCUUCCUCCGCCUGCCGUCCCUCCCUUCCCUCGUCCGCGCCGCCUUCACCUGCCGCGCCUUCCUCGCCGCCGUCCGCUCCUCCCCCGCCUUCCGCCGCCGCUUCCGCGCGCUGCACCCGCCCCCUCUCCUCGGCUUUUUCAUCAGCCCCGAUGGCACUGAAACGCCCUCCUUCAUGCCCAUCCGCCGCCGCUCCGACCCGGACCAUGCCGCCGCCGUCCGCGGCAUCGAUGUCUUCCUCACCCGCGUCCCCUGCGACGACGACGUCUUCCCCGGGUGGCACAUCAGCGAGUGCCGCGGCGGCUGCCUCCUCCUCGUUAACUGGGAUUCCAAGCAGAUCGGCACCUACAACCCCCUCACCCGGGCCCUGGAUCUCCUCCCGAUGCCGACUGACGAGAUAUCCAAAGGCCACCGCGGCAAGUUCAUCCCCAUGUGUUACUUCUUGCUUUCCUCCGACGACGAGGCGCCCGACAGGUCAUCGUUCCGCGUGGUCUACUCCUGCCACGACAAGUCGCGAGUUCGCGCCACCAUCUACUCGUCCGCCACCAGGAAGUGGCAAAUUCUCCCCUGGUCGGAGCCUGCGCCGGCGCAGCCGGCGAGCGGCAAGUACUGGCUUCUCGCCGGCACCCAGGUGAAUGGGUUCCUGUGCUGGUCACACUCGUGGCAUGCCUACAUCGUGCUUCUGGACACCGCUGUGCUGCAAUUCUCCUUCAUCGAUCUGCCGGAGCUUUUGAAGGGGCAAAGCCACCUUUACAUGAUUGGGGAUACCAAGGAUGGGAGGCUCUGCAUUGUCUCCGCAUUUGAAUUCACAAUGUUUAUUUGGUUCCGAAGAGCAGGUGCUGACGGCGUUGACAUGUGGAUGCUUGAAACUAUCAUCCAGUUGGAUAGAGAGGUUCUUCAGGCUACCGGGGGCUCACGGGAGGAACAUGAAGACCUCAAAGUGUUCGCGAUUCUGGAUGGCGUUGUAUACAUGUCGACUUAUGAGAGAUUCAGAGAUGCAAGUUUACCUUGUUGGUACCUGUCCUUCUGCCUGGAAACUAGGAAGCUGGAAAAGCUCUUUUUUAGUAAAACUCAUGGCCACAUGCAUCCAUACAUCAUGGCGUGGCCUUCUUCUUUAGUAGGUAACAAUUUGGGCCCUUGACAUGGAGGGGUGCUUGCUAAGUGUGGAACUGGUUAUGGUAACUUAGGAGGAAGGCGAAAACUACAGUUGCUAUUGUACUCUUAUAUUGAGUUAUUGACAUCUAUUUUGUUUCACUUAAUGGUGGCAAUUGUUCUUUAAUAAAUUGUAUAGUAAUAUUAAUGUCAUAACAAGUUUUGUCUAGCAUUAGUAGUUCAUUCACUGACCUUACUGUACACCAAUAGCACUCUUUAUUCUCUGCAUAUUAGAACUAUUACCUU